Durusdinium trenchii is the source of this 357-nucleotide messenger RNA. Lineage: Eukaryota; Dinophyceae; Suessiales; Symbiodiniaceae. The record is from the annotation of a GenBank genome assembly.
AUGAGCUUCAAGAUAUCCCAGCACGGGCUGCAGGUGGCCUUGCUGGCCCUUGUAAUCAGCUUGGAUGUUUUCCUCGAACCCAUCGCCAUCCUCAGUCAGGAGACAGCUGAAGCAGAUCUCGAGGAUGCAAAUCUAGAUGCAGUUUGGUUUCUCCAAAGAAGCACGGAUGUUCACGAGGACAUCAAUUCGAUAGAGACGCACUGCCGUGCUGACUCCAUGGAGGACCUUCUGAAAAGGCUGCUACAAUCUCGGACUGGUGAGGUAUGCGCGCGACGCACGACUCUUUGGACUGUAGCUUUGUUUGGCUUCGCAUUCCUCCAAUCUGGCAUCAAAGAUGUAAUACUUCUGAGCAUUUAA